AUAGCUAUAACCCUGAAACGUUAAUAUUAGGAUUCCAAAUCAAUAUGUCUCAAAUGCCAAACCAAUCCUGAAACCUAGCUAGUAUGAUUCUAGCUUGGGGUUUGGGGAUAGAUGACAAGAAUGAGAGUCAAAUUUGGAAGGAUGUAUUUUAAGUUUUUAACUAGUGAAUUGAGUAGUGUCGGCACAAGAGAAUUGUCAUUUCUGAGGAUCGUAAUAAAUGUGAAAUGACCAUUUUCUUGUGCUUUGGUUACAUAUGUUUUCAAGUACUUCUUUGUUUGUUUGUGAAUCCCCUUGAUAGUUGGCCUAACUGUGGACUUUAGCCCUAAUGGCCAUAGGCGACUAUUGCACCAUCUCAAAAGCUACAAGCUUAGAAGUUAGAAGAUAAGAUGUAGAAAGGUCAAUAUAGAAAGGUACAAUUAUUUACCUUCCACAAUAACAAUAAAAAAGACUUUUUCUUUGCCUAAAAAAUACGAAGCAUUAAAAAAAUGGAUCUCAUUCUCAUGUUGUGGAAUAAAUUAUCAAAUUAUGACCCCGCUAAAUGACUUUGAUUAAGAGAAACAAUACAAGAUCGAGAGUCUAAGCAGUAGCAUUUUAUCUACAAAGAGAUCAAGAAACAAAGCAAAACUCACACGACAAAAAAUAAAAUGACGAACAACUAAAUAGACGAUCAUGUUUCAUAAACCGCUAAAUGACCAACGAUACCAACACAACAAUCCUCCAAAAUUAUGCAUAUCUUAUACAACAAUAUUCUUCUUUUGACUUCCAAAAUAUCGCGAUUUCAACAUGGCCUGUUUAUUUUCAUUUCUGUUUUCUGUUUUUGAGAAAACAGAUGUUGAAAACAGGUGAAAACAACAAUUUGUCGUUUCCGAAAACAACAGGAAGUUGUCACUUUCUGUUUUCAUAGUUGGAAACGAAUAGAAAACGGAAUGAAAAGCAAACAAAUUUUUCCGUUUCGGUUGCCAAAUUUAAGACAUGAAAACAGAAAACAGGAAACGAAAAUGGAAGUGAAUGCUAGAGUACCACGGCCAAAAUUCCAGCAAGCAAUCAAGCAACGUAAGAAAUUAAGAACUAAAACGAUAUGCCAAAUUGCUUGUGACAUAAACCCAACCCAGCCCGCCAUGACAAUCUCGAGGCCCAUUUAUAGCGAGCCUAGUAAACUAAUCUCCACCCUCUUUAUAAUUUCGGCGAGGCCCAAUCCCAUGUUGAAUCCCGCGAAGUCCAGCCCAGUUUCUGCAUUCAGCUCCCGGAUUCCAGAAAUUCCUACCUUCACUUGCCGGCGGCGGGUUGGGGAGUCGGUGCCGCGUUUUUUCUCUGGAGCUGCAAGAUCAAUACAUCAAUGGCGUCGGAAGCCUACGCAUCGAGAAGCACUGAUGAAGUCCACACGGACGUCCUCUUUCAAGCCAGACAAGCGUGCUACAAGGCUCGCGAUGCUUUCUACGAUUGUUUGCAGAAGCAAUCGGACAAGAAACCGACGGAACUCGGCUGCGUCGGGCUCCUAUAUCCGGCCGAGUGCAAGAAAUCGAGGCUUGCGUACGAGAACAGCUGCCGGCCUUCUUGGGUGAAGCAUUUCGAUCGGCUGUAUUGUAAGGAGAAGAGGGUGCAGAGGCUAUUGGAUGACAAGGAAACCAGGGGAGGUCCGUUGGUACUUCCACAGAAAGGGGUAUAGAGCUUGGUUCAGGAUCAUCGCUAUGGUCAAGGUUUGGUAUUCAGGUUGAGUUCUGGGCCAAGUAAAGGAGUUCACUGCUUGCUCGCUCUCGCUCGCUCGCUUUGUGAUUGUGAUCUGAUUAUAUUAACCGUCUCACUCAAACUUAGAACAAUGCACUAUUGUUCUUGUGGUGAUGUAGUGGAACUAAAAACUGAAGCAUGUAGCUGUCGACUGUUGUUCUUAAUCGAUUUACCGUCUAUAGUCUGUGGUUCACACUUGUUUCUGGUCUGAUUACUUUUCAAUGCUUACUAGAGUAGUCUUUACAAACAGGAAGGAACUUUAGAAACUACCAUUUCCAGUUCUGAACUUCAGAAACUACCAUUUCCAGUUCUGAACUUCAAAGUAGAACCUGUGUUUGAACUUAUGACUUAUGAGCAGUGAAACUUGUCUAAACCCACAAAAUUCUGGGUAGGUGCUGCUUCAAUUCUGUAGGGUUUUCAUGAAACUACCCUCUUGAAAUUGCUUGAAUCUCAAGAGAUUGAGGGAAUGCUGCAACCUUUCCCUCCAUGAAUUCUCCUCAACCCCCAGAUGGAUGUUAGAAAGUCUUGAGAGUAAAUUUGUCAACUUUCCCUUUCAAGGAGGCUUUAUUAUAAUGGGGAUUUGGUGAUAAUAAUACCAGCCUGAACCUAACAGCUUCUUUUGAUUCCAUCUGCUGCACUGAUUGAGCUCUGAUCUUGAUCUGAUUCACUCUGCCUUGCGAGGAAAUGGCAUGGGCUUACUACUAUAAAGCCUUUUGUUUAAUCCCCCAUAUGCUGAAAACUUUGUGGGGAGCAAGUCACUUAAUUCUCCCAUGUGCCUUUCUGCAGUGUUAAUUCUCAUUUCUGAACCUUAAGAUCUGCUGCAAUUCUUAAACAAAUGGUUCCAAUUCUGAUACACCAAAACUUCAUCACAUUCUGCCAGAUUCAUUCUGCUGGCUGAAGGGCUUAUCCAAAUGACUUUCUUCUUCUUCUUUGAACAGCUUGCCACGUGGGGAGAUGGGAGGGGGAGAGUGACAGGUAGGACAGAGCAAGGUUUCUGAUGGAGUGAAUCUGUUGUCUUAACCACCUAGUUUGUUUAUAAUUAGUGGCUACAAAUCCAAGCAUUGUGGUUAAUUAAUUGUGAUUAGUUGGGGUGGGGUGGGGGGUCAAAACAUUAAACUAACUGGAUAUAUGCUUGACGCAUAUGUUCGAGAUUAUACUGUCAAGAACCAGUUGUUCCCAAUAACUCGAGUUGUUGGGAGAAGAUUAUGCUGCAUCUUAUACCAUUCUCUAACACGCCCUCUCAAACAAAAGUCAAUCCAUAGGCUUGAAGUUUGCACAGCCCGCCAUACUAUGUGCUUGAAUACAAUGGUUAAUAUUUGGGGUCGUGGACAUUCGAACACACAACCACUUGUCAAACUAGCUCUGAUACCAUGUCAAAAAUCAAUUGGUCUCAAUAACUCGUUGGGAGCAACUGGUUCAUGACAAUACCUAUCAUCAUGAAUAUCUGAUAAACGAUAAUUUUAAUAUUAUCGACAACCACCAUAAAAUUUUUUCAUAUAAUUAUGGAUUGUGAUCCCUAUGCCUUGACAUCCUGAACCACACUAUAGUGGUAAUUACUAAUUACUUCUAACCAUGAUAUCUUAUUUUACUUCAGCACUUAGCUUCUCUUUGGAGAAAUACAUUGGUAAAACGGAA
Molecule: messenger RNA, 3360 nt
Organism: Linum trigynum
Lineage: Eukaryota; Viridiplantae; Streptophyta; Magnoliopsida; Malpighiales; Linaceae
Source: the annotation of a GenBank genome assembly